GCGGCAGUUUAUAGUUUACAUCACAUUUGGCAUCAUGAUGCAAUAUAUCACAUCUGCAGAAAAGAUUCGUUUUUGCGACGAAGUCUCCAGCUGUCUUGCAUCUCAACAAACAAAUGAUGUAGAGGCGCCGCUUGUUUUGUCAAGGAAUACUCUGAACAAAGAUGGCAACUCUGGAUUUGUAGAUUACGAAUUAAUCAACGCUAAAAUCUUGGAACAAAUCACAGAAGCUGAGCAGCGAUUGGAUGUAAAACUAUCCCGACUAGAAGCUAAACUUGCCCAGUUAAAAGAUGGCAGCCUUCCUAGAAGCUGUCGGGAUAUUCAAACUUCAGGUCAAGAAUCUUCCAACGAAAAAGUUUAUAACAUUUCUCUUGCGGCAUUGCCUCGAAGCACUGAUGUCUCUUGUGAUCAAACCACAGACGGAGGCGGGUGGAUUGUAUUCCAACGAAGAGUAGAUGGCUCAGAAGAUUUUUAUCGGAAUUGGGAUGAUUACGUUGAAGGUUUUGGCAACAAAGACAAAGAAUUUUGGCUUGGUUUAGAAAAUAUUCAUAACAUUGUGAAACGCGGAAAUCAUGAGCUCAGAAUCGACAUGGAAGACUGGGAAGGCAACACAUCAUACGCAAAAUAUGGAUCAUUUUACGUCGGAGAUUCAUCCAACAACUAUCGCUUAACUAUCGGAGAAUAUAGUGGAAACGCAGGAGAUGCACUUGGUAAUUAUCAGCAUCAAAAUAUGCAGUUCACGACCAAAGAUGCUGAUCAUGACACACAUCAAUGGGGAAACUGUGCCCAACUGUAUCACGGAGCAUUUUGGUACGGAACGUGUCACAACGCAAACUUGAACGGACUCUACGUUCAAGGAGGACAAAGUUAUCAGCGAGCCGUUGCUACAAUAUGGCACCCAUGGAAAGGGCAUUUUUACUCCUUAAAAUCUGUAGAGAUGAAGAUGAGAGAAAAAAUUUGAGUCUGAAAUAUUAUUAUAUUUGAGAUAAUAUUUGCAAUAAAACUCAUUAUUGCAAAA
Styela clava is the source of this 1015-nucleotide messenger RNA. RefSeq names its product fibrinogen C domain-containing protein 1-like. NCBI's taxonomy places the organism in Eukaryota, Metazoa, Chordata, Ascidiacea, Stolidobranchia, Styelidae. The record is from RefSeq and is a predicted model, not a curated record.